Neocloeon triangulifer is the source of this 1777-nucleotide messenger RNA. RefSeq names its product SET domain-containing protein SmydA-8-like. Lineage: Eukaryota; Metazoa; Arthropoda; Insecta; Ephemeroptera; Baetidae. The record is from RefSeq and is a predicted model, not a curated record. Bases 1 to 1644 code for a protein of 547 amino acids. Gene Ontology annotation, molecular function: protein binding. The transcript has 6 exons.
AUGGUCUGCUCGUUACAACAGAGUGAAGCCGCGGCCGAAGAGUAUAAAAAUAUCCCGGUGUUUCAGCUCCAUGCCAAUAUCAACUGGGCGCCGCGCACUUGUCUCGCGGGCCGGACAGAGAUGCAGAGUGGAAAGUGCGCCGUGUGUCUGGCCGAGGCGGCGCUCCAGUGUGCCGGAUGCAGGAGCGUCUUUUACUGUGGCAAAGGUCACCAGAAGAGCCACUGGAGCGGCCACAAGGCCCAGUGCAGGCCGGUCAUUGUGCAGGAGCACCCGGUGCUCGGCAGACACCUCGUCGCCACCCGGGACAUCAAGCAGGGCGAGCUCAUCAUCAGAGAAGCGCCUCUGCUCCUUGGACCGAAAAUCGCUAGCACGCCAAUUUGUCUGGGAUGCAACCAAGAGGCGGACUUGAAUUGUCCAUGUCCUGGCUGCGGAUGGCCCAUGUGCAGUCUCGACUGCUCCUCGGCCCUGGCACAUCAGGGCGAAUGCCAUUUGAUGCAGACCAAAGAGUUCAGGGCAAAAAUCAGCGAAGCCCACCGUCCCCUACCCGAUUACGCGUUCAUCACUCCUCUCAGGGCGCUGCUUUUGCCACCAAACAAACUGGCCACCCUCAGGUCCCUCCAGUCACAUUUGGAGACGAGAAAAAAGACGCCGCUUUACAAUUUAUUGAAGUACAAUGUUGUCAGUUUCAUCAAGGACAGACUCGGCCUCAAUUUUUCCGAGGAUGAAAUUCUGGAGGCCUGUGCGAUAUUGGACACAAACGCCUUCGAAAUGCGUUGCGGGAAGAUGCGAUUCCGCGGCAUUUUCCCGCAAGUGGCCAUGAUGGCCCACGACUGUAUUCCCAACACACGACACUUGUUUGACUCGAACAACACUCUGGAAUUAUUCGCCACCGUGAACAUAAAAAAGGACCAGAGUGUCACAGCCACUUACACGCAACCCUUUUGGGGCACGUUGGCUCGGAGGGCGCACCUCAGAUCGGCCAAGUGCUUUGAUUGCGCCUGCCAAAGGUGCGCCGACCCCGAGGAAUUGGAGACCUACCUUGGUGCGAUUCGAUGCUCUGAAUGCGAUGAGGGAAUGGUAAUAUCUGAAUCCCCUCUGGAAGAUAUGGCUUCGUGGACUUGUAAAUUAUGUGGCUGUGAACUACCGGCCGAACAAAUUUAUUGGCUCAACCAAAGUAUUACAAAAGAAAUUGAGUUGUUGGACAAAAGUGGUCCAGACCAACUGGAAAUGUUCCUUGAAAAGUACCAGGAGAUUUUGCACACAUCCAAUGGACAUGUGUUGCAAGUCAAACUGGCGCUGGUCCAAAUUUACGGAAACAAGCGUUCGGAAGAUAUGAGUGAAGAACAGCAAGUUCGGAAAAUCAGUUUGGCGGAGGAGUUGUUGCAAGUCUUGGCCAUAUUAGAGCCAGGGAUAACCAGGACCCGAGCGCAGCUGCAGAUGGAAUUGCAGCCCGUCAAAGUGCUGAGGGCCAAAGCCGACUUUGAAGCUGGGAACUUGAGCAAAGAACAGACAGAAUCAACAAUAAAUACGGCCAUUCAAGAAUUACAAAUCGCCGCAGAUGUGUUGAAGACUGAACCAGAGUUGACCGUGAAAUCUCUUGAAAAACUUCAGUUUGUUUCAUCCUUGAAAAGUUUGUUAGGAUAAUUUAUAAAAGAAGGUUGAUAACCUGAUGUAGUUUUUCAUUUAUAAAAUUAUUAGAAAAAUAAAGUAAUAGAACAGAUUAAUAUUGACUAAUAUAAACAUGAAAUAAGAACAAAGAAAAAACUAAAAAAUAAUC